GGGAAGGACUGGAAGGGGCCGCAGCCCGCGGGUCGCGGGAGCCCUCCGGGAGGCGUCUGGCUCGCUCGCCGGGGAUAUGCUACGGGAAGCCGCCAACGCGCAGACAGCCGCCCCGCGGCGCCCGGGAGAGUCGGGAGACUGCAGGCUGGUUCUUCAAAGGACUCAUCUCUAACUGUGUCUUCUCACCGAGCUCUGACUGCUUCCCAGUGGGAACCACAGAGGGACAGCUCUGGUGUGUUCUUGGAGAAAAACCCCAUGGGGACUGUACCUGCCCCUCUGAGAGUGACAAAAACUUCCCUAGGUUCUGGGAAAGACGAGGCUCAAGGAGAGCUGCAGGCUGUGUCACCUCUGCACCAGCCAUCUCAUCCAAGUAAGAAUGCCAAUGGCCUUGCAGGCAACCCUGCAGAACCAAGCCUCAGGCCCAGGGCAGCUGUUGAGGCCCUGAUGCAAACUUUUGAGCAUGAGACCACCCAGCCAGACAUGUCAUCUUCUGGUGUCCUCAGUGCAGUGGAGAGAGUGUCACCCACACACAACACUUCUGGUGACCCCCAGCUUCCAGGAAGCAAGCAGUCCGCAACACCAACCCCAAGUCCUACUGCAGGAAAGGAACUUGCACAUGAACCACUUGUAAUGCCAGCCAGUCAGCACACUGACCAGGCUGCCCCAGGUAGCCAGCCUCAUCCUAGUACCUUUCCAGUACAUGAAGAUUCCUCAGUGAAAUCACAAAGGCCCUCUGAUAGCAAACAGCCAGAGAAGGGAGGUUGUCCUGCAGGGGUCACCAGUGGCAGCUGCAGUGAUCAAGUGACCUUGAAUUUUCCCUCUCAAGAAAAUCCCCAGGGACUGGUACAGUCUCCAAACUUAGCAGCUGAGGUGUUCAGUCAUUCAUCUUCUGCUGAUGAACCUGAUGGGGAAGGGCAGCAAGCCAUCUGUGACCCCAAGAUGAGGUCCUGUGAGACUACAGCAAGAGGAUGUUCAGAUAACAAGCCACCCUCAACCACUGUCUUGGACAUGGAAGGUAUGAUAUCUGAGACACCUCCACUGUCCCACCUACCUAGCAGAGGUUGCACAUACCCUCGGGUUUCAGAGAAGGUGCUUCCAGAACAUGAGGUAUCAAGGUUCAAGGAAGUCAGCACGAUGACCACCCGAGCUGAAAGUGAGGUAAAUGAAGUCCCUGGCAGAGCUCUGCAAGAUGCUGAGGUACAGGCAGUGGCCAGCAUGGAAAGCAGGUCAGUUUCCACCAGCCCAAGCAUCCUCACUGCAUUCCUGAAGGAAAUCACUGUCCCUAAGCAUUCAGAACAAGAGAAGCUUUGUGUCAUUUGCCACAGUGGUGGCAAUGGGAGCCACAUGUUGGAGCUCUCUGACAACAUGCUGGACCCUCAGGAGUCAAAGUGGUGCCUGAGCAUUGUGCCUCAGGUGCACAUUCAAGGAGCUGCUGCUGUUUCUACAGCUCCCAAAGGGGAAUGCAAAACAGCUAGCCUGCCAGGCCCAUCAGUCAGCAUGGCCUGCAGUCAUAACCAGUAUACCUGCAAAGAUGGGGGGUCAGCAGGUGUAACUCCAACCAGGAAAGAGCCAACCUCUAGACAGCCUGCAGGUACUAAUGCUGGCUCCCAGAAAGCAGGAAGUGGAGCCAAAGAAAGUCCAGACUCACUGGAAUGUAUAGUGCAAACCACAAAGGACCACAGAACAAAGCCAGACAGCACUCUGCCCAAUACCUGUGGCCCUCUCAGCACAAGUGACCAACCAGGGAGCUCAAACCUCAUUGACAAAGGAGGUGCCAAGGAAGUGAAGCCCAAAUCUCAGAGCUUCAAAGAGCAAGAGUCUUCUGGCACCGAUGUGCUGGAUGCCAAGCCUCUGGUGAUCAAGCCUGAAUCCCAGGAAAAUGGAGGCCCAGGGCCAGAGGCCAGCCCCGCCAUGAGAAAGAACCAGGAGAGCACCUUGGAAGAAAACAGACAGUCCAAGACAGCCACAAGCCUGAGCCUGCCAUCCGAUGCCAUGGGUGACUCCAGCCCAGGCUCGGGCAAGAGGACCCCUUCGCGCUCGGUCAAGGCCAGCCCGCGCCGGGCCAGCCGGGUCAGCGAGUUCCUCAAGGAGCUCAACGUUACGGCCGUGGCCCAGGUGGGACUCACACCCGGGGAGAAGAAGAAGCAGCUGGGUGCAGACUCCAAGCUGCAGCUGAAGCAGUCCAAGCGGGUCCGGGACGUGGUGUGGGAUGAGCAGGGCAUGACCUGGGAAGUGUAUGGGGCUUCCUUGGACCCAGAGUCUCUGGGGAUUGCAAUCCAGAACCAUUUACAAAGACAAAUUAGGGAGCAUGAGAAAUUAGUAAAAACACAAAGUGGCCAGAGCCGACAAUCCAUUUCCUCAGACACUUCCUCAAAUAAGAAGCUCAAAGGAAGGCAGCACAGCUUGCUCCAGUCGAUGCUCCAGAACUUUCGACGCCCCACUUGCUGUGUCCGGCCUGCGCCUUCUUCUGUUUUAGAUUGAAAAGGACAAAUGUGGAUGGGGGUUCCGUGUAUCUGUUUUAUAUUCCUAUAUAUCCAACUAUAUCAAAACUUACUUAGCUUUUAUCUGAGAGACCAGGAAGAACAAGCAAGGAUUAACUAUGGGAAACGAGUGUUAAAAGUUGUUGGGUUAUUGUAAGAGCUUCGUAAGUAAAAGGCUAUUUCAAUUUGAAAGAAAGAACAACAGGGAAGAAAACCAAGGUUCAUUGGAAAUUUGCAACGUCAAUUAAGAGGAAAUAAUCACUUGAUGUUUAAAUAUGUUUACUAUACAUAUAAUAACUUUAUCAUUAUACAUGAGUCGGUUUGUAUUAUCACCUCAGUCCAUAACAUUAUAGUAUUCCUACUAUAGUCUCUUCUCUGUAUUAAAAAUAGCAAAAACACAUAAUUUCCAUUCCUUUGGAAAUAAGAAUGGUAUUAUCACAAAAUGUUAAGUAGUUGAAAAGAACUUUAAUGUAAAAAUUGAAAUAAACUUUACCCGUUCUUUGGACAGAUAACAUUAAAUGAAAAUAAUCAAAAGUAAAUAAUUCCAAAUAUGAGUUAGUAUUUAUAAACAUUUCAGGUAACCCUUUUUUAUAAUAUGAGAAGAUUACAUGAGGAAAAUUAGCUAAGCCUCCAAAUAUGAAUACUUUUUUUAUAUAAAUAUACAUUUUAUCACUAAAGACAAAGUACAUUUCUGUGAUCCUAACCAUAUUCAUAUUUUCAUACCCUGGAGGAAGUACUUGGAACUGGAGUCAUCAAAUUAGCGAUGCUAGAAAAUUUUAUAUUGCGGAGGUGUUCUCCAGUAACAUUCUGAAGAUAUUUAGGUUUGGGUAAGGAAUUAAAAAUAGCAUACUGCCAAACAUUGCUUUUGUUCUGUGUUGAUGAAAGAAAGGCCUCAUGAGUAACAAUAGUAUGUUUAGUCUGGACUCUGGUUAGCAGCAUGAAA
Molecule: messenger RNA, 3423 nt
Organism: Jaculus jaculus (lesser Egyptian jerboa)
Lineage: Eukaryota; Metazoa; Chordata; Mammalia; Rodentia; Dipodidae
Gene: Gprin3
Product: GPRIN family member 3
Exons: 2
Coding region: 256-2481 (741 amino acids)
Biological process (GO): neuron projection development
Cellular component (GO): plasma membrane
Source: RefSeq, a predicted model, not a curated record